CAUUUCUACAGUUGGGGACAAUGUUCCUCCCCCGAGUAGGACACAGCGACAAGGCAGCAUCUUGGAAGCAGAGAGCAGCCCUCAUCUGACACACGUCCAGAAACUGAGCUUGGACAUCCCAGCCACCAGACCUGGAGCCGAAGUCAAAUACCGAGGAGUUCGGGGGGCCUCAGUUAAACCCACCCGCCUGCAUUGUGAAGCCGGAACAGGGACCCGAAAUCCGCUGCGAGGGCCCAGGACGUCCGCCGGAGUCGGAUCCUGGACCCGCCCCGUCCCAUUCACGCGUGGCGACCACGCCCCCGCACGCCGAUUGGCUGAGUCUCGUCGGCCCGGCGCCGCGCGGGGAAGACCCGGAGAAGCGCGAUCAGCCCAGGAAUGGGUUCCCGCGACCUAGCUGCGCAUGCUCGCCCCGUGACCCCUGCUUGAGGUGACUGCCAGAGCUGAGGCCGGAGACCCCCCAGCACCCGCGCGGAGGGACACGCCGCGGCUCUGUCGCCGGAGAGGGAGGGCACGUUGCGGUCGAUGAAAACGGCCCAGAGAGGGGAAAGCAUUUGUCCCUGAGGCUGCAGGAUCUUAUCUGGUAUCCCAAAUUGCUUCUAGUCUGAACAACUUCUUAGUCUCCUUUCAUCUGUGAAGGAAUCAGUUUUCCCUUGAUUUUGAUGACCUUGACAGUUUUGAAGAAUAUCAGCUGGGCAUCUUAUAGAAUAUCCCUCAAGGAGAGAGUCCCUGGACUCCCAGGCUUCUGGACAGGGAAGAAGAGGAAAAGAAACCUAUUUGCUGAACGCUGAGCGUGGGUGACCUGAGGGCUAGCCUGUUGGUUCCAGGAUGUCGCUGCCCAAGUCCAGUGAUCAGGAGGGCAAGAGUGUGAAGGCUGACCAGGAGCUGUCCCCGGAGGCGAGCACGGAUGUCAUUCCGGCAGCCCCCAGGAAACCCAGGAAAUUCUCCAAACUGGUCCUGUUGACAGCCUCCAAAGACAGCGCCAAAGUGGCUGGGGCCAAGCGCAAAGGAGUGCACUGCAUCAUGUCUCUGGGGGUACCAGGCCCUGCCACCCUGGCCAAAGCCCUCCUUAAGACCCAUCCAGAGGCUCAGCGGGCCAUUGAGGCAGCCCCUCAGGAGCCUGAGCAAAAACGCAGCAAGCUGGACCCUGACACAGGCAGCAAAGAAGACAGCGGAUUUGCAGCCAUGGAUCCCGCUGGGCAUGGGGAGCCAGCUGCCGCCUGCCCUGCUACACCCAGUGCGUCCUUGUAACCUUGGCAACGUGGCUACAGCUGCUGUGUCUUCACUGCCAAGGACUGGGUGGUUCUGCUAGUCCACAAGACUUCCCAGGCCAGGACGUCGGGGGAUUUUCACUUUCAACAUUGUGUAAUUUUUUAAAAAAUUUACAUCAAGCCUAAGGUACUUUUGUAAGGAGAAAAAAAAAAUCAAAAGGAGAAUUUAAAACCUGUAUACUAUUACCCAUCAUGGACAGGUUUUAAACGUGCCAGGAUUCGAGUCCUUGGAGACCAGCUCCAACCCCACCACCCUUGGGCCCGCUCUCCCCCAUCAGCCUUCUCCUGGCCCUGCCCCAUAGCUGCCUGGCCUGGGCCAUCAGUCCAGGGACUCUACUGGGGUUUCCAACCCCCAGGCCUCACCUCGUUUCCUCAGGCUGGAAAACCAGCUACUGACCAUAACCAGGUAGAGCCCCUGAGGUUUCCCCUUCCUGCUGCCUUGGUCUGAAGGGGUCAGUGGGAGCUCUGCCCCGUGUCUGAUAUCACCAGACCCUGGAUGCUGCCUGACCCUUCCCCCAGGGAACCUCAGACUUCUGCCUGCUGAGUCUGCACAGGAUUCCCCUCAGUCACUGCCCUCCCUCAGGAAGCCUCCCAGAUGUGGCUCCCAGGCACUGAGCCCACCCUUCCAGGCCUGUACUGAGGAAGGGGUUAGCUUGCAGCUCCUGGGGUCUGGAAAGGAUCCUGACAAAAGUGCAAAGUGGCCUCCUAUGUUCUUUUCAGGUGAUUGGGGGCUGAGGAGACUUCCUGGCACCUGAGCCCCUCCCCAAACUCAUGGGGGCUGCCCUGCUGGAGGGGAGAUGAAGGAAACACAGUUACCCUCCUCAAGGAAAUAUCAGACACAGGGCAGACCUCCCACUGUCCCCUUCAGAGGCUCCUAGAGUACAGUGAACAACAUCUACCCCUGAGUUAGAGGCUCCUAGAGUCCCCAGGGCCAAAGCUUCAGCCUCCAGACCCUUCACCUCGUGGUCCUUAUUUGAAAAUUGCCUCUAGGCACAAGGAAUAAUUUUAAAAAUGCAGGCUGUAGCAGCCUUGUGUUUGUAAACAUUUAUUCAAAAUUAACUAGCAUUCUAGGUGUAGUGGUGAAAGGCCUAUAAUCCCAGUGACUUGGUAGGCAGGAGGAUCACAAGUUUAAGGCCAACCUCAGCCAAUUUAGCAAGACUCUGUCUCAAACUAAAAUCAAAAGGACUGAGGAUGAGCUGAGCCUGAUGGUACACUCCUGUAAUCCUAGUGACCUGGGAGGCUGAGGCAGGAGGAUCACAAAUUCAAGGCCUGUCUCAGCAACUUAGCAAGACCUUGCUGCAAAAACGACUGGAGAUGCAGUUCAGUGGUUAAGCACCCCUGGGUCCAAUACUCAGCACACUCCCCUGCCCAAAAAAAAAAAAAUUAAAGAGCAUCAAUUGCCUCUAUCAGGAAACACAAGUUACUUUCCAUUUUACUUUUAUAACAUUGUUUGUAACAUUUUUAUUCUGUUCUGUGACUAUAAUUUGGAAAUUUCUUUUGUCUUCAUUCUAUACUCAAAUAAGAGUCCACUAUGGUUUCUCCUUUC
Messenger RNA from Marmota monax (woodchuck), 2814 nucleotides. RefSeq names its product FLYWCH family member 2 (gene Flywch2). The transcript is spliced from 6 exons. NCBI's taxonomy places the organism in Eukaryota, Metazoa, Chordata, Mammalia, Rodentia, Sciuridae. The record is from RefSeq and is a predicted model, not a curated record. The coding region runs from base 826 to 1248 and encodes 140 amino acids.